Molecule: messenger RNA, 2319 nt
Organism: Pararge aegeria (speckled wood butterfly)
Lineage: Eukaryota; Metazoa; Arthropoda; Insecta; Lepidoptera; Nymphalidae
Gene: eIF3j
Product: eukaryotic translation initiation factor 3 subunit J
Exons: 7
Coding region: 292-1014 (240 amino acids)
Cellular component (GO): eukaryotic translation initiation factor 3 complex; cytoplasm
Molecular function (GO): translation initiation factor activity
Source: RefSeq, a predicted model, not a curated record
UUAUCGUUUGCGAUGGAGUCAUAUUUUUGCGUAACAAAUUCCGAUUGUAGCUCCGUUAAAAACUCAUUGAAAUUAUGUCAUUUGUGUACCUUUUUCCAAUACGGUCGUGUUCAAUGCAGAAAAGUCUCUAUCGUUUGACAAAAUUUGCCUGAGAAUUGUUAUUGUUAGGAAAAGUUGUCGAUUUGGGAGACAUCUUGUGUUGAAAAACCUGCAAGUUGGCGGUCUUGUCUGAUUUUGUCUUUCGUGUGAAAAGUAAGCAAAAUUAGUUCGGUGCUAUAGAAGUCCGCAAUCAUGGACGUGUCGUGGGAUGCGGAUAACUUCGAACCAAAACUUGCAACCACGUUGACGACGACUCUCAGAUGGGAGGGCGAGGACGAGGAAACUGACGUCAAGGACAGCUGGGAGGACGAGGAGGAGGAAAAGAAAGAUGAGGAGAAAAAAGAGUCCGCCCCGGCACCUCCACCAACAAAACCGAAAAAGAAAAUACAUGAAAAAAUUGCUGAAAAAGAGCGUCUAGAGCAAGUGAAAGCAGAACAAUUGAUUGAAAAGGAAGAGGAGCUGACACCUGAACAGAAAAUCGCGGAGAAACUGCGCCGACAGAAACUGCAGGAGGAGUCAGACCUGCGGCUUGCCUUGGAAACAUUUGGCAUAGAUGGUGGUGGCUCCGGUAAACUGGACAGCUUCAACCCCACAACAAAGGAGGAGUUUACAGAGUUUGCAGACCUGCUCUGCAAUAAGAUCAACUUUUACAAGGCCAGGGAGGAGUUCCCCGCCUUUGUUGAUGAUCUGGUCAAAAAUAUUAUUUUACAAAUGCCAUCAGCUGACAUAAAGAGGAUAAAGUUGACAGUGGACAACCUUUACAUUGAGAAGCAGAAGGUGGAAAAGAAUGAGAAGUCAAAGAAACCCAAUAAGGGCAAAGGGAAGGCCAAAUUAAAAGUUGAAGGCGAUAAUGCACAUCUUAACCAAUACGAUGCGUAUGGUAAUUAUGAUGCAGACUUUGACGACUUUAUGUAAACGCACACCAUGACCCAAUACAACGAUACCUGGCCUCUGAUUCAUCAAGAUUACGUCGCUUUUAAUGCAAAGUCCUUUAUAUAUAUAAUCUACAUAUUGGAAACAGAUCACAGCCUAGCUAAAACAGUAAGUUGCUGUUGUUCUUAAGUAGAGUUAAAUCUCAUAAUUGCGGAUUGUGGCCUAGAAUCAUAAAAUUUAUGUCUCCGAACUUAUACCACGGUACUUGUCUAUGUUAUUGAAAAGCAGCUGGCGGUUUGCUUACAAUGAUUACUAAACAACAGUUCUGUACAUUAGAUACAUAAGACGUAAGCAAUAAUUAUACUACAAAUGCAUCUUGCGUGUCUCUUGGUUCUAAAUCUUUAAAAUAUAUCACCAGUAAAAAAUUUUGAAGACUGCUAAAUCGUAGGCUGGUAAAGUAUAUUUUGCCUGCCAUUUUCCAAAUAUAAAAGUGGACUAUUACAACAGAUUAUGCAAUUUAAAUGUGUUUGUCAGAAGACAUUUUGUUCGAUAAACAAUUUUUUAUAUAAACUUCUGAGCGUAGCCCAGAUAGUUGAAAUUCAUGUAUGGAAAUUUUACAUUAAAAGUGACUAGCAGUAAAAUAUAUUUUUUUAUAAUCACAAUUGUAUAAACUGCCUCGAAUUUCUUCUAUUUCGAAACGAAAUUAAAAUAUGUUGUAAAUAUAUCCAUCUGGUAUGGAUUUUUAUUUAUUUAUAUUAUUAUGGGAGUUAUAAUAUUGUAGUUUUAUAGAAGAGUUUGUUAUAUGCAAUCUAUAAGAUCUAUAUUAUCCCACUCUGUAUGCAAUCCUUGAUAAUGGUAUAAACGUCAUUGAGAAACAAUUAAACACCCAAGACUUGUCUUAACAGCAUAAUAUGAAUAAGGUAAUUAAUAAUUAAAUUUCAACCCACCCGUAAUAACCCCACCGAAACCCCUAGUGGGUUUUGGUGCUUGGAAUGAGAUUUUAUUUAUUUGUUGAAAAUGCAAAGCGUACUGAUCUUCAAAUCAAACUGAACUGUAAACUCGAAGCUUGAGUUUGGCAUGCCUUUUGAAUGUUGUAAACAAAAGUUGAAGUAUAAAAUUUGUAUAUUAUGAUUUUAAACUUAUAUUGUUACAUUGUAAUUUCGAGUAAUAACUAAGUAAAUUUAGCUUUUGUAUGUAAAUACCCUUUACUCUGUAUCAUUAAUAAAAAAAAAAUCUCGUUUUGAUCGCAAUAAUACGUCGUCCAUUGAGUUUUUCGGAGGUUGGUCUUUCAUUUUACUGUGGCUCUGGGCAGUUCCCAUUUUGUUUUAUAAAAAUUACUAAACAACA